AUGUUCGACGAGGCACAAAAAUCGAUUUCUCUCGCCGACCAGGCUCCUCCGCGCAGCAACAUGUCCUCUCGCCGAUCUGAGAGCAACAUGUCCUCUCGCCGAUCUGAGAGCAACAUGUCCUCUCGCCAAUCUGAGAGCAACAUGUCUUCUCGCAUCAGUAAACUAGAGAGCGAAAUGUCCGCUCUUCGAAUGGACGGAGCUAUGGUUAAGUCAUCUCGUCGAUCAGACACCUCCAGCCGUCAAGGCAGUUCUGUGUCUUUUCGUGCUGGACCAGAUAGCAUCGUCUCCUCAAACGCUCCAUCCAAGGCUAGUCGGUCGUCCAAGGCUAGUCGGUCGUCCAAUGCAUCCUCUGCCACUGUUCGGGCGGCUGCGUCUGAUUCUGGGCUCUCCUCAACCUCUUCAGUGGCGCGCUACAAGAGAUCACUUCCGCUAGCUGUGCAGAAAUUACUUGACUCGGUGCCCGAAAACUCGGUGGCGGAAAGCUCGGUCUCAUCUAGGUCGAUACCGACACCGGGCCACGUGAUUGGCGAGGUGGACGAGGAUGACGAAGUGUCCGUUGCGCCGUCAAGCUCUGUCAGCAACUGGUCCAAGAAUGAGGCCAAGGCAAAGAAGAGGAGCGGCGGCAGCAAGAUGUCCAAAAGCAGCAGCAGCAAGAUGUCCAAAAGCAGCAGCAGCAGCAGUCGGCGCUGA
Cordyceps militaris CM01 is the source of this 690-nucleotide messenger RNA. RefSeq lists its product as uncharacterized. The coding region runs from base 1 to 690 and encodes 229 amino acids. NCBI's taxonomy places the organism in Eukaryota, Fungi, Ascomycota, Sordariomycetes, Hypocreales, Cordycipitaceae. The transcript is spliced from 2 exons. The record is from RefSeq and is a predicted model, not a curated record.